GGCAACUUUAACAGAAGAUUCAAGACCUUUCCUCCAGAGAGAGGCUCUUUUCCCUUGGACCACGAUGGUGAAUGCACCGAUCAGAUGCAGAAGUAUUUGAAGUGUUUGCAGUUGGUGAAGGGAAACAAUGCUCCAAACUGUCGAUUGCUUGCCAAAAGCUAUCUUGGUUGCAGAAUGGACAAUAAACUAAUGGAUUCAACUUCCUGGGACUUGCUUGGUUUGCCUGACGACGAUAAGAACAAA
Messenger RNA from Ascoidea rubescens DSM 1968, 243 nucleotides. It is a transcript of the gene COX19, whose product is annotated as Cox19p. The transcript has a single exon. Gene Ontology annotation, cellular component: mitochondrial intermembrane space. The annotation marks the transcript as partial. Gene Ontology annotation, biological process: mitochondrial respiratory chain complex IV assembly. NCBI's taxonomy places the organism in Eukaryota, Fungi, Ascomycota, Saccharomycetes, Ascoideales, Ascoideaceae. The record is from RefSeq and is a predicted model, not a curated record.